Messenger RNA from Zingiber officinale, 1107 nucleotides. Its product is annotated as cell number regulator 5-like. The record is from RefSeq and is a predicted model, not a curated record. NCBI's taxonomy places the organism in Eukaryota, Viridiplantae, Streptophyta, Magnoliopsida, Zingiberales, Zingiberaceae. The transcript has 5 exons. The coding region runs from base 377 to 937 and encodes 186 amino acids.
CUUCAACCGGCCCUGAGCUGCUACACCGAAUCCAACGACCGCCUUCGCUUCCCGUUCCUUUUCUGCUGUAUCUGACCCUCUCCGUGCGUCCCUUAACUUCUUCGCCGUAUAGUUGGCGCUCCAAGCGAAAGGCGAGGGAUCGUCUCUUCUUCGCGUGGAUGCGGGAUUUAAGUUAGAGGCUGUGGUGGAAGCUAAACAAGAUUCCAUUGUACAAUAACAUUUUGUAAUUCGUCCUCUAGUUUUUUCUUCUCUGCUUUGAUCUGGGAACCUAGAUCCAUUCAAUUGAUGAUUGACAAGAAGAAGAGCAAUCGAAGCUUCAAUUAGAUUGGUGCAAGCCCUCUUUGAUCUAUUUCCACUGGUUCAUCCGCUUGUUAAUAUGAAAGGACCAGGCAGCUAUGUUCCUCCUCCAUAUAUCCCUCUCGAUCAGGAGGAUACCGACACCGAAAAUACUCCUGCAAAUGGUGUUCCCUAUCGCCAAUCUACAAUGCAGGAUCCAACACAAUGGUCAUCUGGAAUCUGUGCUUGCUUUGACGAUAUGCAGAGCUGUUGUGUUGGCACUGUCUGCCCUUGCUUCCUUUUCGGAAAGAAUGCAGAGUUCCUUGGGUCUGGCACACUGGCAGGGUCAUGCAUGACCCACUUCAUCUUGUGGGGCCUUGUCAACAGCCUCUGUUGUCUCUUCACCGGAGGCCUACUUGCCGGAGUCCCCGGAUCGAUGGUCGCUUGCUACGCUUGUGGAUAUCGUAAGACACUCCGCGCGAAAUACAAUCUGCAGGAAGCACCCUGCGGCGACUUGCCCACGCAUUUGUUCUGCCAUCUGUGUGCCCUUUGCCAAGAGUACCGAGAGAUUCGCGAGAGGUCGAAUGGCUCCUGCCCUACUCUGGCGCUCUCGCCUGUUGCUGCUCCUCCAACUCAGACUAUGGAGAACGAUGGGAGGUGAUGCCUUAGUCAGAGUGUGAAAUACAAGCAAAUAUCAUACUUCACGGUUCUUGAAUUGGUUUAUCAGUGUUCUUUCAUUGUUCAUGCUUUUCAGUAUGAUAACAUCAAUUGUAGCAGUGUGGUUGUUUCUGUGCUUUGAUUGCCAUUUUGGUUGUUACACUUUCUUCUCCA